AUGCAAAAGGUGCAAGGACCGCCGCACCAGGUUGCUCUCCCUCCCCCGUAUGACAAGAUCCCCCCGGCUUUCCAAACUAAUGUCGUAAUCUCCGAUAUUCGCGAUGACAGCCAGAAAGAGGCUGAGUAUCGCGAAAAUCUCGCCGACUAUCUGGUCUUCCGCUUCGAAAAACUCAAUGAUCCAGGAGACGUCGAUGAGGGAGGUAACCGUAGAAAGCCCAACUGGGAAAAGGCAACUAGGACAAGAGUUGAAAUGUCAAAGGAGGCCGCCGCGGGCGAAGUCUUCCGAUUGAAGCGUAAACACCGCCAGCUCUGGGAGAAGAAGCACGCCCUAGAGCCGGCCCAACGACUGCACCUCGACCAGACCCUGCAGCUGCUCCAGGAAGGUGAGCACGACCAGCGAUUUUACUAUGAGCUGGUUCAGAUCAAGGAAAAAUCAAUCGACAAGUGCACCGCCGAGAGCCGCCUUCAUUCAAAGCAUUAUAGGGAUUAUAGAGAUGGACGCAAGAGUGCCACCACGAGACCAAAGGCCACGGCUUCUCAGGACAGUCGAGGAAGAGGCCCGGGAGAACAACGCAAGCGGGAGCAGCUAUCCAUUACUGCCUUUUAUAAGCGACUUCUUCGACCCGAACUGAAUGCCAUCGACAUGAUGAUACAGCAGAACCCGCCAACACAGCGUACACAUGCCAGCGAGGCAACGAUGUUCCUGCCGCAGGGUCUCUACGCCCGGCAGCAGGCCCACGCUCAAGCGCAACGUGGCCCGCCUGGAACACGUAUACACCCGCAGGCGUUGGCUCAACCUCAGCACCAGCGCAUAGAGACAAAGGCACAACGGCAGGCACCGCCACUGGGGCCAGGGCAAGGCCAAGCGCGAGAUCAGGGCCAACAAUCAAAUGCUUCGCCUAGGCCGCCCGUGGCACAGCAUGGUGGCGUACAGCAGCAAAGUCCGCACAACGGCCCUUCUACUGAAGUUUCACCUCAGACUCAGAGCCAAUUUGUGCAGGCUGGGCAACGCCAUCAACAGGGUGUGGCGCAGAAAAAGCCCAAUAACAGCGUCAACAUGCGCGAUUCCAGUGGCCACCGAGCGUCCGGAACGGAUCAUCGAUGCCGUCCAGCAGCAAAUCAUUCAAGGUCUCCUUCCACAUCAUCCUCGUUCUCGAGUAGCUCCAGUGAGGGAUCUCGGUAUACCCCCAUAUCAUCAUCUCUCUCCGGCGUGUCGCGACACACAGGUCGUGGGCGCCAAAGAAGUCGCAGCCGAGGGCGUCGGAGCCGCACCCGAAGCCAAAGUCCAGACCGUAAGCGGCAUUCUCAUCAACAUCGUGAAACUCCGGAGGAUUACGGCAUCGGGGCGUCUCGGAGCCAUCAUCGGCAAGAACGACAAUACCUGUCAGACACAGUGGCGCAGGGUGUAGCUUCUAUCUCUCAUGCGACACAGCCGCCGAGCCACCAUGGGCCAUCGCAAGCGGCAAUACGGUUGGCGACAGACGAAGCUUAUCGUGCAGGCAUGGCCAGAGGUCGGGCCUCCACACAAGCACUAGAAGGACGUGCCGUGGACGGCGUUGGCUAUGCGCAUCGGGUGUUCGGUGCAUCUGGAAGACGACCAGAUGUCAUUCGAUCAGGCGUACGUGUAGUCGAGCCUAGAGAUAUUACGCGACGUCGAACGAUGGAAGAAGAGCUCGAUCGAUUAAAUCAAUUGCGGAUCGAAAAUGACAUGAGGCUCGACGGCAGCUUUGAGUUAAGAAAUGGGCCUCACUUCGACGAGAGAGUGCAAUACGACAGGAGGCAACACUUUGAUGGGGAGGCGGCGUUCGUGAGAGAUGUGGAAUGUGGUGAGCUGAGGCGGCAAUUGACGCCAGAACAGCAACUCUGGGCCCAGCAAGAGGCGGGUUAUGAUAUUAUGGCCCCGGUAGUGGAGAGGGAGAGGAUGCGACAGGGCCGUGUGCCUCCGGGGUACAUAGUGUACAGGUCAAGACCCUCUAGCAACGCAUGUUUUGAGAAUCCAUUCAGGCCGAUGAAGAGCGUCGGGGCGAAUAUCUCGAGGUCCCUGGACACACAGGGGCCAUUCCCCUAUGGCAACGCAGCCUAUGACGGUUGA
Verticillium nonalfalfae is the source of this 2094-nucleotide messenger RNA. RefSeq lists its product as uncharacterized. The coding region runs from base 1 to 2094 and encodes 697 amino acids. NCBI's taxonomy places the organism in Eukaryota, Fungi, Ascomycota, Sordariomycetes, Glomerellales, Plectosphaerellaceae. The record is from RefSeq and is a predicted model, not a curated record. The transcript has a single exon.